Messenger RNA from Penicillium argentinense, 1527 nucleotides. RefSeq lists its product as uncharacterized. NCBI's taxonomy places the organism in Eukaryota, Fungi, Ascomycota, Eurotiomycetes, Eurotiales, Aspergillaceae. The coding region runs from base 1 to 1527 and encodes 508 amino acids. The transcript has a single exon. The record is from RefSeq and is a predicted model, not a curated record.
AUGCCGAACGAUCGUGACAAUGAGGACAAGAAACGUGAUCAGGAGAACCCAAGGAUGCCCCAAGACCAGGACUGGGAGGCCGAGAGCAACCCAUUCGUGGCCUUCCGCCGCUUUGCCGACGAGCAGGUCUCCUCACUGCUUCAAUCAGUCACCGGACUUCCGUCGAGCGUCUCUCGUCCCCAAUCAGAUAGAUGGACUAUAUUCACCGAUGACAGUGGAUAUAACAGCAUGAAGUAUCGCGAACGCGGUGGUGGUGCGGAUAAUGCUGGGCAGUGCAACUACGCGCCGCGAGACGAAGGCGCAGGCGGGUCUGCAUCGCGUGACCAGGACAACUCCAACGACAAUGACAACAACGGCAACAACAAUUCUGGUGGCUCCUCAGGCUCGUCGCAGCGUCGAAAGCCUGACGAUUACGACUCGCGGCCUUCGCAACACGGGCGAAAUGCCCGCACAGCGCAUUCCGACUUCUUCGGUAUCGAGUCCUUCUUCGAUCGCUUCGAGGAUCAAUUCUUGCCCUUCUCCUCGCCAUUCUCGUCGCUUUUCCACCCGCACCAACGCUUCUUCUUUCCCGACAUGUUCGAAGACAGCAACUCGCCCACCUGGCCACUCGUCUACAUUACAUUCAGUCCCUACUCGCCCCUCCACCUCGAGCACCAGGCCCACUAUCGUGUACAGCGAGGCCAGGGAGUCUUCUCCUCUAUCAUGUCAUCUUUCCGACCUGACUCAGACCGUGACCCGAGUGAGCCCCAGUGGCGCGAAGCCUUUGAGGAUCUUCUCCGACUGGAAAAUGGCAAGCCUAUGCUUGACGAAGAAACCCUCAAGGCAGGCAAGACUGAGAAUGGAACGGAAUGGUUGCAUGGCCUCGCGAAGCGAGGAAGCCUGGGUGACCGCUGGAAGUACGUGUCUGGAGGUGUUGAUGGCCAUCCUUGGUCCGGCAUCACUUUCACGGGACACAAUGAAGAAACUCGCACAUUGCCUGAAAAGAAUUUGGAGAGUGAGCAGAAGCAGCAACUUCGGGAUGACCAAGAUGUCGCGACCGAAAGCGAGUUGGACGUUUAUGAGCGCUUCUUACGCGACAUCGAGGCCCGGGAACAAGAGGUCCUGCGUGGGGAGGUUGGAAGUCCUCUCGUUCGAUUCCUCCUCGAAGAGCGCCGCCGAGAGCAAGACCAAAUUGACCGAUACAGACGUAACCUCUCGCACCCAGCGGACGACCAGGGCACCGAAGACACUGAGAGCUGGCUAGAUCUUGUCUCUGGUGGGAAUCGAAAGUCUGUCCCUGAGACAUCGGCCGAGUCAGGGGAUGCAGAUGUCUCACAGCAAUCCACACCGGUUCGCGUUAUUUCGACUAUAUCUCGAACAGAACGCAAACGGCUGGCUGAUGGCUCGGUUGAGACCAAGACGGUUAAGACUAAGCGCUUCACCGAUGGCCGGGAAGAAACCGACGAGUCUGUGGAGGUAACUCACCCGCGUUCCAACGACGGAGGCUCUGGAGACAAGUCCAAAGGCGGUUGGUUCUGGAAGGACUAG